AUUUUAAGAUUUAAUCGAGAGAUCCUCUACAAAAUAUUCUCGUCAAGUUAAAAUUAUUAAGGAAGCAUGGAAUAUAUAGAGUAUAUGCAAAGAAAGGAGAAGAAAAGAUUGGAUUUCAAUCGUCCAACAUUUGAUGAGCCUGAAUUUAAAAUUCCUUGUCGUGAGAUAACAAACAAGGUCGAAGACAACGUUUUGAAAAGACCAAGUAAUAAAUCAAGUCUGGCAGAUGAUGAAGAGUCUCUACAGGAUUCGGUUGCAUCUAAGGAAUCGAUAUCUGUUCAAAGUAAAUUCAAUGUUCACCUUCGUUUAAAGCCAAUUAAAGAUCCACUUCCGGAUGUUUAUAAUUUUGAUAUUAAGAGUAAUUUGGUGACAGUCACAUCUUCUAUGAUGACAAUUGAGCGUCAAUAUACGUUUACUUCGAUAUUAGAUGAUAACAAAGAUCAAAAAACGUUGUAUGAUGAAUGUGUUCGUCCGAUCCUUGCUGAUCCUUUUUCAAGCCAAGGUGCUGUCUUUGCAUCUUAUGGAGUGAGCAACUCAGGAAAGACUUACACAAUUCUUGGUCAAGAGAACCCAGGCAUUGUUCCUCGUGCUCUUGCGCAAAUCUUCUCGGAGAAUCAUAAUCAAAUUGAAAAAUAUCCUGCAUGUAAAUUAGUUAACAAUCAAAUAGCAUUCCUUGAUGAUAACAAAGCCAACUCUGAAUUAAUGUUGUCCAUGGACUUGCUAGCAGAUGCCAAGAAAAUUAGAGGGAAAUUAGCUAAUCAAUGGGUUGCCAUCGAUGAGAAUCAUCAUUUUACACAACGUGAAGUUGCCGAAGAAUUUCAACAGAUUUACGUUUGGGUUUCGUUCUUAGAAAUUUAUAAUGAGAAGAUUAUUGACUUGUUAAAACCCCCAAAAAGUGGACAAUCAAAAUUCGAACGACCUCUAAAGAUUAUUUCGAAUAACCACGAUCCUUACAUUCUUGGCUUGACUUGGAUUUGUGUGUCAAACAUUCACGAUGCGCUUCAUUUACUGCAAUUUGGAUUGCAACGAGCCAAUUAUGCUCAAACAGGGUUGAAUCCUCAUUCGAGUCGAUCACAUACAAUCUUCACAAUCCAACUGAUCUCUGAAAUUGCAACUGGUAACAUGUCAAAGUUUGAAAUUGCCAGCUAUAAAUUUUGUGACUUGGCUGGAGCUGAGCGAAUAAGUAAAACUAGCAACACUGGGGAUAGAAUUAAAGAGGCUGGUGGAAUUAAUUCAUCACUUCUUGUACUUGGUCGUUGCUUAGAAGCUGUACAAUAUAAUCAGAAUGUCGGCGUUAAAAGAAAGCAAAUCGUCCCCGUUCGUGAUUCAAAACUUACGAUGCUGCUUGAAAGUUCAUUGAAGGGAUUCGAGAAGUUCGUAAUGAUUGUUAAUCUUCAACCGAAUAUCGAAUGUUUAGAUGAGAACCUUAACGUGUUGCAUUUUGGUUCAAUUGCUAAUAAGAUUGUGACUCGCAGUAAGAUGCCGAGAAAGUUUACACGAAGAUCAUCGCGAUAUAGUCAUGUUGCUGGAAGCACUGUCAACAACUCAGUUCAAUUAACAGAAUCUUGGUGACAUUUACGAAGAAUCUGACGAAUCAUCGUUGGAUUUGUCGUUUCAAAUUGAAAAUAUGCCAUCAGAUAUGCUUCGAAAUGAGUUGCGUCUUAAAAUCUUGGAGUUGGAUACGCUUAAAGACAUUGUUGAGAAGAAGGAACGUGAGUUCUUAGAGCAACAACAGAAAUUGCGAGAAUAUGGAAAUGCGAUGAUCAAGAAGCAUCAUGAAAAUGAUGAAAUUUACUUCAAAGAACAAAUGAAGAUUAAAGAAGAUUAUUAUCAGAAAAAAAUGGAGGCAAUUGACUUAAAGUACAAUCGCAAGUACAACCAGUUUCUUGAAGAAAUUGAUUGUUUGGAACGUGAAAAUCAGAAAUUGAAGAAGAAACUUGGAAUGAAUGAUGAUAUCGCUGUCAUUAAUAUCGAUGAUGAUGACGAUGAGGAUGAAGAGGAAGAAUAUGAAGAAGAUAGUAGAAUUGAAAACUCAUCAAUAUCUGAAUAAUUUUCCAUAAAAAAGUCUUUAAAAUUUAUUUGUUGUUAGUUUGUAAAAAUAAA
Molecule: messenger RNA, 2103 nt
Organism: Clunio marinus
Lineage: Eukaryota; Metazoa; Arthropoda; Insecta; Diptera; Chironomidae
Source: the annotation of a GenBank genome assembly